AUGGAACCUGUACCUAAAGCAAUUCAGAAAGUCCAGGCAUCACUCGAACCAUACAUCAAGCCACGAGAACAAGUCGCUUACAUCCGACGAGCCCUAGCUCUUCAUCUUGAGGCAUGUGGUCAAUCAGGGCCUAUUCGGAGCCCGCUGUCUCUCAUCGACGCGACAUGUGCUGUGACUCCGACAAAGGAAACUAGAGGUCUUCAGAGGGAGUAUCUCAAGGCUCUGGAUGCAAAUCUUAAAGCUCGCAAUGAGUAUGAGAACACACGCAAUGAUACGGCAACAGAACCUCCUUCGCGGCAUAAGAGAAUGGAUCCAAGAGACCAACUGGAAGAUCAAAUAGCUCUUGUCAAGCUAAAGCAAAAGCAACAACGGCUUCAAACGGUACAGAAGUACCUAGAUCUUUUAGUGCGCCAGCCCGCAGCUUCCCGGGACUUCCUUGACCUGGACGACGUGUUUCGGGACUCUCCGCCUCUUCCUGAUGUACCAGCUGCAGUGGUAAACAGCUUUACGGUCAGCAACGCUUCAUCCAAGGCCGACUUAAGUGGACUGGCUGGACAACUAGAGAAGGUUGUAUUACGGGCCAAGCUGCUUCUGCAACGAGAGGAGCAGCUGUUACAGGACGUGCGGCAGAGAACAGGUUACCUGACUGACCAGGUCAGCAAUGAGACCAAGGCACAUGCUUUGGAUACGACACGAGCUGAGUUGAUCAACUGGAUCGAAACGGAACUCAGCAAAGCCUCUGGUGAAGCCCAAGAUGACGCUCCAUCGCCGCGGAAUGGACAAGAUUCUCAGGUCGACAAAAUAAAUAUUGACGAACAGCUGGCUGAGAUCAAAGACAAAUACAGCAAAUACAUAAUUGCACGGAAGUCACUACUUUCUAUGGUUUCAGAACAGACUCAGCCAGUCUUGAAACCCGGGGUUGAGACUGCGGGCACCUCACAAAGCCAGACUGUUCCACCGGCGCCAACCACACAUAUUCUUAUCCCUUAUCUCGAAAAACUGCUAGCCCUAUCACGAGAGCAAAAAGGCAUGAUCACUCAAAAGUCUCAUAUCAACAAUGUGCUAUCAAAGCAGUCAAAAGAAACCCGGCAAGCUCUAGAUCAUCUUGCUGAAGAAAGCCAGCUUCUGCCUAGACACCCCAUGCCUGGAGCAGGUAGACCAAAAUCCGGCUUCGGUGAAGAUUUUGCUUCUGCUUUGUCCGAAAGGCAGGCAUUGUCGGAGCGGGUGAAGCCCUGGGUGUUUGCAGCGGAUUCAGCGAAGAUUGCUACUUUGGAGGCGGUCGCCGAGAAAAUCGAGGAGGGUCAGGUAGCGUUGGAAGUUUCCAUGACAGCCCUGCAAGAGGUUGACACGCUUUUGGGUCAAAGAGCAAAAGAAACGGAGAAAAAUGCGGUGGAUGACGACGCCACAGAAGAUGAUAUAUGGCUCAAUCAAGGGGCAGCAAGUAGGCCAGGCGCGAGGAGACAUAUUGUACACCACAGAAACGAAUCAGCAGCCAAGUCCGGUGAUAUUUGGUCUGCUAUUGACGGAAAACUCGGUCUCAUCGGUCAUGAAGAUCAUAAUUGA
Molecule: messenger RNA, 1563 nt
Organism: Colletotrichum truncatum
Lineage: Eukaryota; Fungi; Ascomycota; Sordariomycetes; Glomerellales; Glomerellaceae
Source: RefSeq, a predicted model, not a curated record